Messenger RNA from Daucus carota subsp. sativus, 1828 nucleotides. RefSeq names its product small ribosomal subunit protein mS47. Gene Ontology annotation, biological process: L-valine catabolic process. Gene Ontology annotation, molecular function: 3-hydroxyisobutyryl-CoA hydrolase activity. NCBI's taxonomy places the organism in Eukaryota, Viridiplantae, Streptophyta, Magnoliopsida, Apiales, Apiaceae. The record is from RefSeq and is a predicted model, not a curated record. Bases 144 to 1352 code for a protein of 402 amino acids. The transcript has 14 exons.
AACAGGUUCUUUCUGGCAAAAAAAAAUAAAAAAAAUUGAACAGGUUCUACGAAACAUUUGGGCGGCCAAGGGUUUGCAAAUUGGUAACAAAGAGCGCAGCUGGUGAGACCGUGAGAGUGAAUUGAGAUUGUGUGUUUCUGACGAUGCAGAGAUUUAAGUGUCUUUUUGCCGCGAGGCGUUCACUGCAAUGCAAUACUCACUUUCGAACUUUCUCUGCUCUGCCCAACUAUGCUACUCCCAACAAACUUGAAGAUGAUGUUUUAGUUGAAGGGAAAGCUUUUUCAAGAGCAUCUAUACUUAAUAGACCAGAUUAUCUGAAUGCUCUUACUACUCCUAUGCUUGGUCGACUAAACAGACUGUAUGAGUCGUGGGAAGAAAACCCAGAUAUUGGGUUUGUCUUAAUGAAGAAUAAUGGCAGGGCAUUCUCUUCUGGUUCUGAUGUUGUUACUCUGUACAACAAUCUUAGCAAUGGGAAUGUUGAAGAUUGUAAAGUAUUUUUCCAGACAUUGUACAAGUUUGUAUACCUUUUAGGAACAUAUUUCAAGCCACACGUUGCUAUCUUAAAUGGUUUAACUUUUGGAGCUGGUGCGGGUAUUUCAUUUCCGGGCAUGUUCCGUGUUGUAACUGAUAAAACUGUUUUCGCUACUCCGGAGGCUCAAAUAGGUUUCCAUCCAGAUGCAGGAGCUUCUUAUUACCUGUCUCGUUUACCUGGUUAUUUGGGAGAGUACCUGGCAUUAACAGGGGAAAAAUUAAAUGGUGUUGAAAUGAUAGCAUGCGGCUUAGCGACCCACUACUCACUUAAAGAGAGACUUCCUAUGAUUGAUGAAAGGCUCAGUAAGCUGAUGACGGAUGAUACCUCCGUCAUUGAGAACUCGCUUGCACAAUAUGGAGACCUUGUCUACCUAGACGAAACCAGCAUUCUUAAUAAACUUAAAAGCAUUGAUAAAUGUUUCGGUCAGGACACAGUUGAGGAAAUAUUGGAUGCUCUGGAAAAAGAGUCCGCAGAUUCUUAUAGUGAAUGGUCUACAACAGCCCUUAAGAAACUUAAGGAAGCCUCCCCAUUGAGUUUGAAGGUGACCUUGCAAUCGAUAAGAGAGGGUAGAUACCAACCUCUUGAUCAGUGUUUGGCUCGGGAAUAUCGUAUGUCAUGUAAUUGGAUUUCUAAACAGGUCUCUAAUGACUUCUCUGAGGGUGUUCGUGCAAGAUUAGUAGACAAGGACUUUGCUCCAAAGUGGGAUCCUCCAACAUUAGAAGAUGUAACCAAGGAUAUGGUUGGCUGCUAUUUUUCACCUCUUCCCGAGGUUGAGCCUGAACUAAAGUUAAAUACGGCUGUACGUGAACCUUCUCUCUAAUUCACUUUCAUCAAGCUUUGGAGUAAAGAAACAUGUUUAGAUCUGCUACGGUGGCUAGAGCUAAUCUAGAAUAGAAAGUAUAGCAAUAUUGCAAAAUAAAAGCUUGCGUGGUAUUGUGUUAGUAUGGGAUCGAUAAUGCAAUUUGAAGAUACUGGCUUGAUACCAAACCCUAGCCAUCCCGUCGACUUUGUUUUGGCUUCAUUGCAAAAACUCAGUAGAAAGUUUUCAGUUUUGUUUUUUGUUAUCUUUAUAUUCCUUACUAUGAUAGAAUUAAGGGAAUAUGUGGGUAUGACAUGAGUUUGCAGAUAGAAGUCAAUUAUCAGUACUGAAAGUAGUAUAUUCCUUGGUGGCUUGAUUUUUCAUAGAGCAUUGUAGCUUACUUGGACAGCUAUAUGGCACAAGUAUUCUCUACAGUUUCUACUUUGUGUGUACUGUAGGACUAAAUUUGUUAUAUUAAGAAAAAUAAUUUUUAUGUA